AUGGAUGGUAGGCGAGCAAGCGCAAACGCCUGGCAAGGCCGGGCCAGGUUCGAACCGCUGAGCGCAGCCCUUCGCCAUCAGUUAAUAGCAAACUAUAUUACCUGGCAUCAUCCCUUCAACCCGGUCUUGAGUGGAACCGAUAUCCAAGGUCUUCUCAGGAGUCAACCUGGACAAUACAGUCCCAGUCAACUCCUAUUAAACGCUACUUUUUUUAUCGGGGGAGAGACGAUUGACUCUGCUUCGUUGAUAGAGGCGGGGUUCAAAAACAAGCAAGCGGCAAGACGGAUCUUCUUUAGCAGAGCCCUGAAAGCUGAUCAGGCAAGGAAGGCUCUCUACCAGCGAAGAUACGAAAAAGACCCGGUGAUCAACGUUCAGACGUUGCUUCUCCUCUCGUUUAGCGACUCCAAGGGUCAUCUCUGUGGAUACCCAAAUGCAUGCUACAAUGACUGUUCGAUGAUUGGGCUAGCACUGCAGGUGCACCGUGACAAUUCCAAGUACAUGUUGGGCACGGAAAAAGAGCCCUUCUGGCGCGGUCUGUGGUGGUUGUGCUUUGCUCGGGAACAGGAGUUACGAUGGCGAUAUGGACAUCAGCCUGGUACGACCACCGCCGGUGAUGUCCCAAUGUCCGUUGAUGAGGAUCCCCCAUUCGAUCUCACAGUGCCUGGCGACUUAGAUGUAAAGGGGAACCAGGACGACGCGGCCAGCAACAUGUUGAAGUUGGUUUGCCUCCGGCGUAUCGAACUAUUUCAUGGUCAAUUCCUACGUUGGAGUCGUCUCCAGUCCCUCGCCCAUGCCGACGGUGGAAACAGUCCAAAACCCUCCUCCAGAGUAGCUCUUCUGAAUGGUUUGUUGCUCUGGUUCUCCCAAUUGGAACCAGAGAUCGUGUCGCUCGCAUCUCUAGCGUGCCCGCAAAACGACUGCAGCUACGUGGCUGCGACUCAUACUGCGAGACUUCUCAUCAUGUUCAAUCUCCAGAUUUUCAUUGUCGCCGAUAUGACAGCGAUCGACCCUUGUCAAGAAGUUGGUUAUCCAAAAUUUGAAACCAUCAACAAAGUCGGCCAGGUACGAGAGCGGGCACUUCAGGGCUUGUUGCAAGUUACGACCGCCAUGUGUGAAAAUGGGCUAAUACGAGUCACUUCAAGCGAGGUCCUCGCCCAGUUGAUCGGGACGUUGACGAAGCAUCUCAUCCAAAGCGAGCACGACGCCCAAGAGUUUCGGCAGUCUGUAGGAUACAUCUCCAAGUUGCCCGACUUUGAAACUCAGACUCAGGAAUUGCUGCUUCAGUUAAUCCGAGGGUUGGAGACCCGGCGGCUCUAA
Molecule: messenger RNA, 1317 nt
Organism: Rhinocladiella mackenziei CBS 650.93
Lineage: Eukaryota; Fungi; Ascomycota; Eurotiomycetes; Chaetothyriales; Herpotrichiellaceae
Exons: 2
Coding region: 1-1317 (438 amino acids)
Source: RefSeq, a predicted model, not a curated record